GUAGAGGUAGAGUGUAACCCGGGGGUAUGGAGACAACGCGGGACCGCACGGCCGGCUAGCGUGCCGGCGCUAGCGGAGCACGCCAACGACAUCCGCUUGGGUUCCAGCGGAUGAGUCGCUCGUCUUUAACCUUUCAUUGCAUCGAUAUACAAGCAAUUUCGGGAUUGGUAGAUUCGACGGAAGACAAAAGCAAGCCAGCAAUCGAACACAUAUCGGCAUCAAUUCUCCACAACCCAAUUCUUGGUACUUUACCGCGAAAAAAACACCAUUAGAACAUGAGCCCCGCAGCCUCAACCCCAUCCCGAGACCCGCGGCCGACGGUCCGUCUGGAUCAAGGAGCUUUCGUCGGCACCACGCUCUCUGAACCAGAGUUCCCGCGCGACGUGGAGGCGUUCCUCGGUGUGCCGUACGCAAAGUGCCAGCGUCUUCGUGUGCCGGAGGCGCCGGGCCAGUCGGGCGACUCGUUUGAUGCGGCCGAGUACGGACCCGUGUGUCCCACCGCGGAUCCGACGUACCCGGCGGAUGAAGAGGGGUGUUUGAACGCUAACAUCUUCCGUCCGGCGGGAGCGGUGGUGGAAGGGAAGAAAGUUCCGGUUUUGGUGUAUACACAUGGCGGAGCCUUCAACUUUGGGAGGGGAGGGGACAGGAACCUCGCGGCGUUUGUAUCGUUUUCGAAGCGCGAUGUGGUUGCCGUGAGCUUCAAUUACCGCCUCGGCCCGCUGGGGUUCCUCCCGUGCGGUGUUGCUGCCGGGGAAGGCAUCGCGAAUUUGGGGUUGAUGGAUCAGAGGGCGCUGCUCGAGUGGGUGCAGCGCAACAUUGGCAGGUUUGGCGGAGAUGAGGGGGAUGUCACGGUUAUGGGCUUCAGCGCCGGGGCGCAUUCGCUCGGCCACCACCUCCUCUCCCCGCCCUCGCGCCGCCUCUUCCACCGCGCCAUCCUCGAGUCCGGCGCCCCGACAGCCCGCUCCGUCCUCGCGGCCACGCAUCCCCGCCACGAAGCCCAAUUCACCCGCUUCCUAACUCACGCAGGCCUCUCCAGACUCUCAUCGACGCCAGACGAGAUUCUACCAGCCCUUCGCGCCCUGCCCCUUGACAAACUCCUCCGGGCCUCGCUAGCUACCUGGUCAGAGUGCGCCCCCUCGGUCCAAUGGCCCUUUCAACCAUCCAUCGAGGAAACCACCAGCAACUACAACAGCAGCAGCAGCAGCAGCAGCAUAAUCCCCCUCGCCCCAAUCAAGACCUGGACUUCGCCCACACUCCUCCUUCCCCUCCCGCCCCUCCUAACAGGCUUCAAUACCUCCGAAGGCACCAUGUUCGUGCCCGCAACAGCCUCUUCCCCAACAGCCCUCUCAGACUUCUUCUCCGCCCUCAUCCCCGCCCUCUCCGCCGCAGACCUCGCGACCCUGGAGAGCCUGUACCCUCCGCCGUCGACGUACCCGCCUCCACCGACCGCCUCCCACGGUGCCCAGUUCCGACGGCUGGCGCAGGCCUACGGGCACUACGGGUACAUUGCCCCGCUCCUCCACUCGGCGCACUUCGCCUCCAAGAAGAAGUCGGCCGGGGAUGCUGGCGCGGCACCGGUCUGGGUAUACGAGUACGCCGCGCACGCGGACCUCGCCGCCGCAAACCACGGCGACCACGUCCCCGCCGCAACACACGACACGAACAUCCUCACCCCGCACAAGACGCCCGGCCUGCUCGCCGUCUCGGACGCAAUGCACGCCCACUGGUCCUCCUUCGCCACGACCUCCGACCCCAACGCCGUCGCUACCAGCCACGACAACCCGGACCUAAACUCAAACGACGUCGCCUGGCCCCCCUUCAUCUCGCCCUUUGGCGACACCGCCGCGGACGACUACAUCCCGCGACCGGCAGACGACCCCACCGAGACGAGGGGCAAGAUCCUCGUCUUUGGCGAGGGCAACGACGAGCUCAUGGGCCGUCUGGGCCAGCGGCGCCGGGGCACCGCGGCGCGCGUGCGGACGCUGACCGAGGCCGAGGUGAGGCAGUUCCGGUUCUGGUGGGAUCGGAUCGGGCUGAGCGAGGGUAUGGGGGUUGUUGAAGAGGAGGGGUCCAAGUUGUAGGAGAAUCUGUUAUAGACCAGUCGAUUGUUAGUGGGAAAGUUCGUGUUACCCAGGUACAGUCUCUUCGCUUAGGUCGCUUAUAGUGAAACGGCACGAUAAAACGAUAUGAAUGCAAGAGUAGAUUGACAAAG
Colletotrichum scovillei is the source of this 2212-nucleotide messenger RNA. RefSeq names its product carboxylesterase. Lineage: Eukaryota; Fungi; Ascomycota; Sordariomycetes; Glomerellales; Glomerellaceae. The record is from RefSeq and is a predicted model, not a curated record. Bases 276 to 2081 code for a protein of 601 amino acids. The transcript is spliced from 3 exons.